Molecule: messenger RNA, 1104 nt
Organism: Momordica charantia (bitter melon)
Lineage: Eukaryota; Viridiplantae; Streptophyta; Magnoliopsida; Cucurbitales; Cucurbitaceae
Product: SGNH hydrolase-type esterase superfamily protein
Molecular function (GO): hydrolase activity, acting on ester bonds
Source: RefSeq, a predicted model, not a curated record
GUGUCUGUACCACUGACUUCAAUUCCACUCCUUGAAUUGAACGCUUAAAGUAUAGAUCAGAUCGCCCUGCCAAUAACACCACUUUAGUUGGUAACAGCCCAUUUUCUUUCUGAGAGGCGAUUUUUGGAUCAAAGAAGAAAAAAUGAGGCCUCAGAUCGUUCUAUUUGGAGAUUCUUUGACUGCCCAAUCCUUCGGUUCAGGUGGAUGGGGGGCUGCUCUUGCUGACACUUACUCGCGGAAGGCUGAUGUGGUAGUUCGUGGCUAUGGCGGAUACAAUUCUCGCUGGGCACUGUUUUUGCUUCACCACAUUUUCCCAUUGGUUUGUGCUGACAUCCCAAAACCUCCCAUUGUCGUGACGAUUUUCUUUGGGGCCAAUGAUGCAGCUAUUUUGGGGAGAACAAGUGAGAGACAACAUGUACCUCUUGAAGAGUUUAAGAAUAAUCUUAAAAAAAUGGUAAAUCAUUUGAAGGAGUGCUCCCCAACCACGCUGGUGAUACUUAUUACUCCUCCUCCAGUUGAUGAGGAAGGGCGUAAUGAAUAUGCACGAUCUCUUUAUGGUGAUGAAGCAAGGGAAUUGCCAGAGAGAACAAAUGAAGUAACUGGACUUUAUGCGACACAAUGCCUUGAACUAGCCAAGGAAAUGGGUCUCCUCGCCAUCGAUUUAUGGUCCAAGUUGCAGGAAACUGAGGGUUGGCAGAAAAAAUUUCUCAGGGAUGGAUUGCAUUUGACGCCAGAAGGCAACGCAAUUGUGCACCAAGAACUCGAGAAAGUACUGAACGAAACAUCGGUGUCUGCUGCCAAAUUACCUCUUGAUUUCCCCCAUCACUCAAAGAUUGAUGGAAAGAACCCUGAAAAAGCCUUUGAAUAUCUUUCUUUGUGAUACUUUCAUCUCAUCUCACCUCAUGUUAUAUGAUGAUCAUAAUUUUUUGUAGAAAGUUACUGUUUUUUCAAUUAAGUUGCCUAUUUGCAUUUGAUUGUGGACCUCGGCCAUUUGAAUAUGUUUGAUGGCUAUGAAUAUGAAAUAUCUGAGGUGAGGAGAAUUUAUGUAUUUUAAUAUGCAAUAUACGCGAUGGAUUGUUAAUAAUUAAAAUGAGUAUUUGAAUA